CAGUGAUUAUAUAUUCGUCUUAACUGUGGACAAUAAAUAUUUAGACGCGUUGUUUCCAAACUAUUUCGCGUCACCGUCAGAAAACAAAAACGCAGAUUUUAGAGACCCGACGUUUCAAAUUUAAUAACUCCUGAGAGACUAAUCCUUUCUGUGAAACUGGGAAUAGGAAAUGCGUUCAAACGUGUUGUUAGUAUAUCGGAUACGUGAGUCAUACAGAUAUCCGAUAUCCCCGCCUCCACCAUUAAAACAAAUUGAAUUUUUUACUUUCGUUUCUUGAAUUUAUCUCCUCCCGGUCUGGUUAUGCAAAAGAGAGAGCGGGAGAUUUGUUUUUAAAAAAAAAACAGAAACAGAAACUCGCUUAAAAUAUAAACGUUUCACCUGCAACGCGUUUCUCGACGAGGGGUAUUAACAAACCUGAGUCAUGGAAAACCGGCUCCAAUUUAAAACCGACGAUGAACUGCGGCAGUUUUUCCGAUUGAAGAAAGUCGAGAUCGCUUCAAUCAGAGAUCCUUUCAAGCUCCUCACCCAACUGAGAGACAGCGAUGUCAUCCCAGAAGAGAAAUACCAGGAGUUUUGCAGACGAAAAAAAGAGAAAGCUCGCUACAGCCUCCUUGAAUGGAUGGAGAAGGAGAAGCCACAACUCAUCCGUCCGUUUUGGGAGUGCGUUUUCCAGGAUCACAUGAUUCAGUCCUACCCCGCACUGAAGCUCAUGAGAGACAGCCUUUUGGAAAGACCCAGCGGUGCUGAGAACGACAGGGCGGGUUCUUCCAAGACCGGACCCGGCAGUACCGCUCAAUCUCCGGGCACCUCUGCACAGAACCAGGGUCGGACCGGACCAGGGAAGAGACCGAAACCUGCCAAACCCACUAGCGGACCCAGCGGUGCUGAGAACGACAGGGCGGGUUCUUCCAAGACCGGACCCGGCAGUACCGCUCAAUCUCCGGGCACCUCUGCACAGAACCGGGGUCGGACCGGACCGGGAAAGAGACCGAAACCUGCCAAACCCACUAGCGGACCCAGCGGUGCUGAGAACGACAGGGCGGGUUCUUCCAGGACCGGACCCAGCAGUACCACUCAAUCUCCGGGCACCUCUGCACAGAACCGGGGUCGGACCGGACCGGGGAAGAGACCGAAACCUGCCAAACCCACUUACGGUUCGUUUUCGCAGGGCGGGUCGAAGGAGGACAAACAGCCCAUUUGGACCUUCCCCCUUUACAGAACCACCCUUCCGGUCACCUGCGGACAGAAGCAAGGCAGCCUGCACAGGGAGAGACUGAGCAAAGGGGAGCCCUGUGUGUCAGUCGAGGGUCGAUGGUUCAGCCCCUCAGAAUUUGAGGAGUUGGCGGGACGGGGGAGCAGCAAAAAUUGGAAAAAAAGCAUCUACUGCAACCGCACCCCACUGAGCAAACUGUUUGAGGGGGGUCACCUUACAUCUCCACCCCUUAAAAGGAGAAAACCAGGCACAGCAACUGGGGAGGGACGAGCUAAAUCUCAGACACCCCUGAAGAGAAAUCUACCUGAAGCAAGUGAUGAAAGCACAAACAGUCCGAUAAAGUUCACACCGUUAGAAUCUGAUGAUGAUGAUGAUGAUGAAGAAGACCUCUCCAUCUUCUCUCCUGAAACUCUCCAGGUUUCUUUCGGACGUGUUCAAGGAAUUCUUCACAGGGAACGCUUCGCUAGUGGGACAUGUGGAAAGUGUAUCCGUACCCCAGAAAGCUGGCUGACCCCCCACGACUUCACCAGGAUGGACGGGAGGGUGGCUGACAAGUCUUGGAGGAAAAGCAUCCUCUGUAAAGGGAAGCCUCUAAACUAUCUCAUAAAGAAAGAAAUCCUAGUGAUUCAUUCUCUUCUGUGCAAAUGCCAUAACUGCGAGGAUUUAACUGGCUGGCAAGACAAUGAUGACGAGUGUACGGUCUGCUCCCACGGAGGGAGUCUCAUCUGCUGUGACCUGUGCCCCCUGGCCUUCCACGCAGACUGCCACGUUCCCACGGCAGAGGAACCAGCCUCCAGUGGUAAAUGGUUCUGCUCCUUCUGCAAAAUCGAGGUUCAGCAGACGCCUCGGAACCGCUGUCAAACCAAGACGGAUGUUCUGGCUCUGGAGAUCAGAACGCAGCUGCUGGAGUGCCAGUAUCUCUUGCUCAGGCUGUACAGCUCAAAGGACAGCGGGAUCUUCUGUCCCAAUCCCUGCCACACGGUGGAGGGCUACACUGACUUCAUUGACAUGCCCAUGUGGCUGGACAAGGUCAAGGAGAAGCUGGCCAGCGAUCGCUACUCCACGGUGGGGGAGUUCGUGAGAGAUGUUAACCUGAUCUUCCAAAACUGUGCCCAGCUGCACAAGGAUAAUCGGUAUGGCAAAAUGGGCCAGAAACUCCACUCUGUGUUCGAGGAAAACUUCAAAAAUGUUUUUGGUAUCGAGCAGUAAAAACUAAUCCCCUGUCUGCACUGAAAUGAACAGCGCCCCCAACUGCCCUGGAGGUCUAUUACCUCGUUUCCAUGACCACAGGAUUGGCAGCCAAUCAUCGUCAAGCAUUCCCCCUCAACGCCCAUUUCUAGUCGAGUGAAGACUCGAUCAUUGUGAGUUUGACGGGAUGUUGGCGGUCCUUUCCCAGCAUGCCUUGGGGCUUGGGUCCCGUCCAAGCGUUGGCGAAACCGAAUCUCUCUUUGCUUCCGAUAAUCAAUCAUUUUUAAGCAUUUUGUUACUGAAACAAAAAACUAGCUCAAUAUUAAAGCAGGGAGGUAACCCUCCCGCUGUGGAUCCAAUGCUCCCGCCUCCUCGUCGCUCGGAUUGGUCAGAGGGCAGCUCGGACUGGCAGCGGAUUGGCCAGCUAAAUCACCAUGGAGGCACAGUAUCGGAGGACAGCAGGGUUUUGAACCCGCGUUGAGUGGGGCAUGGAAGCGAGGUAGAAGGUUUGUUAUGGAGCUCAAUUAUAGUUCCAUAUAUUACAUAUUAAUUUAUUUUAAUUCAUGCAUUUCCUUUAUACACAGUCCAUUACAGUAUCCAUAGUUAACACAUUUUUAAUAACUAACACACUGUAAUAACUCAAAAUACUGCACAGUCACUUGCUUAAAUGUAAAUUCUAUUUUAGCCUUUCUAGAUAAGAAGAGACUCUGAGGUCUUGAGAUCUUGUGCUGAAUUCUUGUUUAGUUUGUCCCAUACAAGGUGUCUCCUCGUCUUUUCGCCUGUAGAAAUACUAAAAGGAACUGAAUGGAUUCUAAUGGCAAACGUUUCCACUAGAAGUCUCUCUCAGCGUCUUCAGUGUAAAUUCAAUGGCAAACGUUUCCGCUAGAAGUCUCUCUCAGCGUCUUCAGUGUAAAUUCAAUGGCAAACGUUUCCGCUAGAAGUCUCUCUCAGCGUCUUCAGUGUAAAUUCAACGGCAAACGUUUCCACUAGAAGUCUUUCUCAGCAUUUUAAGCCAUUGAAUUUACACUGAAGACGCUGAGAGAGACUUCUAGAGGAAACGUUUGCCAUUGAAUUUACACUUUAGACGCUGAGAGAGACUUCUAGUGGAAACGUUUGCCAUUGAAUUUACACUGAUCUGUGAUUUCUAAUUGAUUGUAAAUACAUUUUAACCUGUUAAUGAAUGUAAACUAGAUUGUACUAAUUUUUAGCCUUCUGGUUGUUAAGAUCACAAUGAAAAGAGUGUAUGAGACGGGAAUAUUGAUUAGAAGUGAAGGCUGAAAUAUUUCCUUUGGAAGACAGACCUGAGCUUGUUAGCUAGACACACUGGGGGCUGAUCAAGCUGGUAACAGUAAAACCUGGACUGGAUCACACUGCUGUGCGAUAGGAGUCUGAUUCCCAGCCCUGAUCUCUCUGUCUAAAUAUCCCACAGUUCCCAGCAAUAUCCUGUAGCUCUCUUCACUAUAAAAUCAGCUACAAACCUCCUUCAACCAAAGUCUAUCUACAGGGCUGGGAAUCAGACUCCUGCUGCACAGCAGUGUGAUCCAGUCCUGGUUUCACUAGGAGUUUAAUAAUAAGACACACCUGAGCUUGUUAGCUAGACACACUGGGGGCUGAUCAAGCUGGUAGCAGUAAAACCUGGAAUGGAUCACGCUGCUGUGGGAUAGGAGUCGAUUCCCAGCCCUGUCUGCAUAGAAUUCAAUUACACAUGGAAAAAAAAUAAGACCACAGAGACGUUCUGCAAAUUCAGAUGCCAUGGUAGUUUUGUUAAAGGGGAAGAAACUUCCAGAGGGAAUAGUUCAUUUUUGGCCGUCACUUCCAGGUAAAAUUCCCUUUAAGAGAAUUAUAUUUUGGAAUGUUACUAAUUUUUUUUUAAAUUAUAUAUUUUUUACUUUUGUAUAAUUAUUUUUCAAUGUAUUUCUUAAAAAAAGAUUUUUUAUUGAUUCAAAUACAGUACACAAUUCUGUUGAUUUAUCUAUGUCUGUCAAUACAGGUAAGCUAAUAAUAUUUAAAUAAAAAACAGCUGGAUCGCA
This is a messenger RNA of Acipenser ruthenus (sterlet), 4431 nucleotides long. RefSeq names its product nuclear body protein SP140-like protein. Bases 422 to 2422 code for a protein of 666 amino acids. NCBI's taxonomy places the organism in Eukaryota, Metazoa, Chordata, Actinopteri, Acipenseriformes, Acipenseridae. The transcript is spliced from 19 exons. Gene Ontology annotation, biological process: regulation of transcription by RNA polymerase II. Gene Ontology annotation, cellular component: nucleus. Gene Ontology annotation, molecular function: protein binding; DNA-binding transcription factor activity, RNA polymerase II-specific; DNA binding. The record is from RefSeq and is a predicted model, not a curated record.